Linum tenue is the source of this 408-nucleotide messenger RNA. Lineage: Eukaryota; Viridiplantae; Streptophyta; Magnoliopsida; Malpighiales; Linaceae. The record is from the annotation of a GenBank genome assembly.
AUGACGUCGUCAUCGCCGCACAACAUUACGUGGACAACAACCACCGUCGCCGUCGCCGUGCUGCUGCUAUUGAUCAUCACCGGCAGCAGCGGGUUCAGUACUCCUCCGGCGCGCUACAAUAAUAUCAGCAGCAGCAGCAGCUUGGCGGCGGGGCGGAGGAGGGCCGGAGGGUGGAAGAUGAAGUGGAGAUGGUGGUACAGAAGAAAAGUCGAGCCGUCGGAGAUUCUCCUCGGAAGUAGCGAAGCUGUGAAGGGAAGCAGCUUUUCCCACCACCGUCUCCGCUACACCAAACAAAGCGAGCAGCUAGAAUCCACCGCCGCCCCGGCGCCGCCGCCUGCCGAAGGAUGCGGAUCGUCGAUUCAGCCGCCAUCAUCGUCGCUGUCCGAGUCUCCUAUGGUCGCUCGUUAG